AUCAAACUCGAAUAUCUUUGUUCCGAGUUUGGCCCUUGAACUUUGAACCUACUGCGACCUUGAUGGGGUACAUGUGAAAACGCCGUGCUCCUCCACCUUCUUAUUGUGUACUGUACUGUAAAUAAUCGGAUAAACCCGGGUAUAAGUAAUGGCUAAAUAUCUUGCGCAGAUCAUUGUCAUGGGGGCGCAGGUGGUAGGACGGGCGUUUGCACGUGCAUUGCGGCAAGAAUAUGCAGCCAGUCAAGCUGCAGCGGAGGCCAGGGGCCGUGCCGGCCAGCAGUCAGCAGCAGCCUCUAGUCUCACUGGGAUGACCUUACAGGAGGCCCAGCAGAUCCUCAAUAUCGCCACGCUCACCCCUGAGGAGCUCCAGAAGAACUAUGAACACCUUUUUAAAGUCAACGACAAGGCAGUGGGCGGCUCCUUCUAUCUACAGUCCAAGGUGGUGAGAGCGAAGGAGCGUCUAGAUGAGGAGCUCUCUAUUCAGACACAGGACAGUCAACCCAAACCCUCAGAGCAGAAACAACAGACUCCAGAAACAUGAACCGUCCCUACCCCGCCCACUGUAAAUUACACCCUCAAUAAAAGCCUUCUCCUUUUCUCAA
Messenger RNA from Salmo salar (Atlantic salmon), 602 nucleotides. It is a transcript of the gene pam16, whose product is annotated as presequence translocase associated motor 16. Gene Ontology annotation, cellular component: TIM23 mitochondrial import inner membrane translocase complex. NCBI's taxonomy places the organism in Eukaryota, Metazoa, Chordata, Actinopteri, Salmoniformes, Salmonidae. The record is from RefSeq and is a predicted model, not a curated record. Gene Ontology annotation, biological process: protein import into mitochondrial matrix.